AUGUCACAGCGCUCGGUGGCCGUUGUUGCCACUGGUUUGGGUUGUUUUGCCCUAGCAGCAUGCUUCCUCGCCUUCCCCAUGAUCCUCAGUGAGAUCGGUGACAUCCGAGCUGAGCUCGAUGCUGAGAUGGAGUCUUGGAAGAUCGAGACUGACGGUCUAUGGAGAGACAUGAACAAAUACGGACGUGUCCGUCGUCAGGCUUACGGAUAUGCUCCUCCUCCGCCUCGUGGAAGCUUCCCAGGACACGGUGGACCUCAGGGACCUAACGGAGGCUUCCCCGGUGGCGGAUUUGGUGACCAGCCUUAUCCCGGAGAUGCUGGAGCUCCGCCGCAUCCUACUGGAGGAAAUGGAAACAUUCCUGGCGUUGUCGGUGUUCCUCCUAACCUCAACAACAACCUCCAUGGAACCGAUGGAGCCCCUUCAAGCCAACCCAACGGUAACUGCAAUUGCAAGGCCGACAACACCUGCCCAGCAGGACCAGCAGGACCUAAGGGAGUUCCCGGAUUUGAUGGCCCCGACGGAAUUCCUGGAGUGCCUGGUAUUGAUGGACAGGAUGCUGACGACGCGAAAGCUCAAACUCAACAAUACGCUGGAUGUUUCAACUGCCCACAAGGACCUCCAGGACCCCCUGGACCUACUGGGAAGCCCGGUCCUCGUGGUAUGCGCGGAGCACGCGGACAAGCUGCAAUGCCUGGCCGCGAUGGACAGCCUGGAUUCCCCGGAACCAUUGGAGGUCUUGGAGCACCGGGACCAGCAGGAGAGGAAGGACCCCAGGGAGAACCCGGAGAGGAUGUCGAACACCAAAUUGGGCUCCCUGGAACCAAGGGAGAGCCUGGAGCACCUGGAGAAGCUGGAGAGCAAGGUCAUCAGGGAGACACUGGAGCACCUGGACAAGCUGGUCCUCCUGGAGAACGUGGACCUCAAGGAGAGAAGGGAGAUGACGGUGCUCACGGAACUCCUGGUGAGCCUGGAGAGGAAGGAGAACCAGGCAAAGACGCCGAGUACUGCCCUUGCCCCAAGCGCAACGCCGCUCAAAACGUGCAGGCAGCCGGAUACCGUCGUUACUAA
Messenger RNA from Necator americanus (New World hookworm), 1068 nucleotides. RefSeq lists its product as uncharacterized. The transcript is spliced from 5 exons. Bases 1 to 1068 code for a protein of 355 amino acids. The record is from RefSeq and is a predicted model, not a curated record. Lineage: Eukaryota; Metazoa; Nematoda; Chromadorea; Rhabditida; Ancylostomatidae. Gene Ontology annotation, molecular function: structural constituent of cuticle.